Messenger RNA from Lasiodiplodia theobromae, 6693 nucleotides. RefSeq names its product Beta-ketoacyl synthase. Gene Ontology annotation, molecular function: phosphopantetheine binding; 3-oxoacyl-[acyl-carrier-protein] synthase activity; fatty acid synthase activity. Gene Ontology annotation, biological process: secondary metabolite biosynthetic process; fatty acid biosynthetic process. Bases 1 to 6693 code for a protein of 2230 amino acids. NCBI's taxonomy places the organism in Eukaryota, Fungi, Ascomycota, Dothideomycetes, Botryosphaeriales, Botryosphaeriaceae. The record is from RefSeq and is a predicted model, not a curated record. The transcript is spliced from 2 exons.
AUGCUUCUAGUCGCAACGGAACCCUCUCUCGAACGUGUUGCAGCGGCACCUCUUCUGCAGGGUUUGGCGGACUGGAUCACAAGCGACAACUCCUCUGCUCUGCCAUUUACAGAAGCGACCACGGGUAACACGCUGUUGGCGGUAUUAACGGUUCUGGCUCACAUUCUGGAGUACAUGACCUACCUGAAGCAUGGCCAUGACGGUCAACUAACGGAUGGAGAAGGGGACGCGCAUUUGGAUGCCUUGAAAGGGGUUCGCGACGGGGGCAUCCAAGGGCUGUGCAUAGGGCUGCUCUCAGCCACGGCAUUGGCAUGCUCGCAGACGCGAGCAGAGGUGGCCAGACACGGCGCUAUCGCUAUACGGCUGGCUUUGUGUGUCGGAGCAUUCGUCGAUCUUGACGAUGUGCAGGCGUCGGAACCGACGCUCUGCGUGAGUGCACGGUGGUCGCCGGCCGAGGGCGACAGGGGAAGGGAAAUUUUUGAAGAUGUGCUCGACAGUUACCCCCAGGCUUACGUGGCUGUCACCACUGACUUGUCAACCGCAACCAUCACGGCACCCAAGUCGGUGGGCAUGGCGCUGAUACGCCGCCUAGAAGAGAAGGGGAUUGCGACCAAGCAGCUUGACCUGCGGGGCCGUUACCACCACCCGCACCAUGAGAUGGCGUUCAAAAAGCUGGUCGACCUCUGCGCAGCCGAGCCCAUGUUCCGGUUCCCCAAAGGCCGCCUUCCGCUGGUGCCACUGCGGCGAAACGACAGCGGGAAGGUAUUGACGGACGAAAUGCCGCUCCACGAGAUGGCUUUGUGUUGCAUCCUGGUCAAACAGGCCGAUUGGCACGCCACCAUGACGUCGUCGGUGGCGGCAAUGGCCCAGGAAGCUACUGAGCUCCCCAAAAGCAAGCGCCGAGCGCUUCUCCUGGGCCCGGUCGACUGCGUCCCCCGUUCUCUGUCGCUGCGGCUGAUCCGUCCCGUGGUCGGAAUGCCCUACGAUUACCCUGACCAAGCCAUCGCCAUCGUCGGCGCCUCCUGCCGGUUUCCUGGCUCGGAAAGCCUGCCCCAGUUCUGGGACACGAUACGGACCGGGAAAUCGACGGCAGGAGGGCCGCCCGGCGAGAGGGGAUACUCAUCGAGAAAGAGCAACGACGAGGAGCCGGAAGCGUUUCGGGGCAACUACCUGGAGACGACGGGUUCCUUCGACCACAGCUUCUUCCGCAAGUCGCCCCGCGAAGCACUGUACAUGGAUCCGCAGCACCGCAUCGCGCUCGAGCUUGCCUACGAGGCGCUGGAAUCGGCCGAGUACUUCGGUCCGUGCGGAGCGGCGAGCGACGACGUGGGCUGCUUCGUCGGCGUCUCAUCGUCCGACUACGCCGACAACGUCAGCGCGCGGGCGCCCACGGCCUUCUCCUUCACGGGCACGGCGCGUGCCUUCGCGGCCGGGCGCAUCAGUCACUUCUUCGGGUGGACCGGGCCAGCGCUGGUGGUCGACACGGCGUGCUCGUCGUCGGCUGUGGCGGUGCACAUGGCGUGCAAGGCAGUGCAGUCGGGCGAAUGCGCCAUGGCGCUGGCGGGCGGCGUGAACGUGAUGGCCAGCCCGCGGUCACACCAGGACCUGGGCGGCGCCGCGUUCCUGAGCGCCUCGGGCGGGCAGUGCCGGCCCUUCGAUGCGGCUGCGGACGGGUACUGCCGCAGCGAGGGCGGCGGCUUCGUGCUGCUCAAGCGCCUCUCGGCGGCCGUGGCCGACGGUGACCGCGUGCUCGGCGUGCUGGCCGCGUCGGCAGUCAACACCAACAAGGGCAGCUCGGCCAUCACGGUUCCCUCGGCCGCAUCGCAGAGCGCCCUGUACCGCCGCGUGCUGGCCACGGCCGGCAUGCACCCGCUACACGUCUCGUACGUCGAGGCGCACGGCACGGGCACGCAGCGAGGCGAUCCCGUCGAGUGCGAGAGCAUCCGCGCCGUCUUUGGCGCCCCGCGGCGGGCGUCGUCGUUGCCCCCGCUGCGGCUCGCGUCGGUCAAGGGCAACAUCGGGCACAGCGAGGCCGCGUCCGGCGUGGCGGCGCUCGUCAAGGUCCUGCUGAUGCUGCAGCACCGCCAGAUCCCGCCGCAGGCAAGCUUCGCCGUGCCGAACCCGGCCAUCGCGCUGGACAGCGCGGCCAUGGAAAUCCCACAGCAACUGCAGCCGUGGCACGAGGCGUUCCGCGCCGCCUGCGUCAACAACUACGGCGCGUCUGGCAGCAAUGCUGCCAUGGUCGUGUGCCAGCCUCCGCCCGCGCAGCCCGUGACGGCGUCGCUCCCCGCAGGAGUGCUCAAGUACCCGUUUUUGAUUGCUGCUCAUUCUGCAGACAGCCUGCGCCGGCAGUGCCGCGCUCUUGCCGACUUCGUUGAGGCCCAGCACGCGGCCGAUGGAGCCUCGUUGGUUGCGAGCAUUUCCUUCCACCUGGCGCAGCGGCAGAACCCCCGGCUCCGUCACCGCAGGACUUUCGCCGCCCAGUCUAUUGAGGAACUAAAAGCCUGCCUCGACGGCCUGGACGACGCUGCGCUGCAGGCUCCGGACAGCCCCAAGCCCGUGGUGCUUCUCUUCGCCGGCCAGACGGGGCAUCGCGUCCGGCUCAGCGAAGAAGCAUGGCGCAGCUCGGUCCUGCUCCAGCACCACCUGGCUCGCUGCGACCGGGCCCUGCAAGCUGCAGGCCUGCACAGCCUCUUCCCGCGCAUUUUCGGCACGGAGCCGAUAGAAGACCUGGCCGACCUCCACUGCAUGCUGUUCGCGCUGCAGUAUGCAUCCGCACGGUCGUGGCUCGAUGCCGGGCUGCAGGUCAAGAAGCUGGUUGGCCACAGUCUCGGACAGCUGACGGCUCUCUGCGUCGCCGGCGCGCUCAGCCUCGACGACGCCGUGAAGAUGAUCUCGGGCCGCGCGGCUUUGAUUCAACGCCGCUGGGGCGCCGAGCGCGGCUGCAUGCUCAGCGUGGCUGCCGACGCCGCCACGGUGCAGGCACUGGCCGCCCAGUCGCACAGCAGCAUCGAAGUUGCCUGCUACAAUUCCCCCUCCGACCACGUCGUCGUCGGGCCCGACGCAGCCGUCGCCGCCUUCGAGGAGGCCGCGCGCUCCAGUGGUCACUGCGUCAAGCGACUGGCUAUCACGCACGGUUUUCACUCCCAGAUGGUGGACUCCAUCAUGGACGACUACCGAGCGCUACUCCAGGGCCUCGAAUUCCUCCCUGCAGCCAUUCCGAUCGAGGCCUGCUCCAAGACUGAUGGCAGCAGCUGGGCCACCGUCACGCCGGAUAUGGUGGCACAACAGUCCCGGGACCCCGUGUAUUUUGCUGACGCCAUCGCCCGGGUCGACGAAGAGCUUGGCUCGUGCAUCUGGCUGGAGGCUGGCUCUGGAUCCGCCGCCGUGAGCAUGGCUCGCCGCACCCUCGCCAAGUCCGGAAGCCCCUCGUCUCAUCGUUUCUACACCGCGGGGCUGCACGGCCCGGAGCCUACACAGUCGCUGGCAGACACGACUCUCGGCCUCUGGAACGAGGGAGUUCGGGUGCAGUUCUGGCCGUUCCAUCCCUCCCAAAGAAGCUGCUUUGCGUCCUUGGAGCUGCCUUCGUACCAGUUCCAAAAGACGCAUCACUGGCUCGAGUACAUCCACAGGCAUGAGGAGCUCACCAGACCGAACUGCCAGGAGCAGCCGCAGGAAAGCCCGAAACUGCUGUCGUUUUCUGGAUAUGGCGAUGCCCAGACGGCAGAAUUCACCAUCAACCAGCACAGCGACGAAUACUCAGCCUUGGUCCGCGGAAGAACCGUCCUCGGCCACACUCUGAGCCCUGCAUCGACGUGGUUGGAGUCAGCCGCGCGUGCCAUAGCCAUCCUCUCCGGAAGCCCCGCAAACCUUUCGUUGGAGGUGGAGCAGCUCAAGCUGCACGCGCCCUUUGGCCUUGACCCGAGACGCCGGCUUCGCCUGACGCUCCAGAAGCACUCACACUGUAGCUGGAAAUUCGCCGUGAGCAGCAACGCCCUAGACGACGACGAACAUGUUAGACUUCAAGCCUCGGGCAUCAUCAAACUGCCGGAGCCAGGUCGUGCCCCCACCGUCGAACCGCACCGGCAGCUGAUCCUCCGCCUGGUGGACUAUGAGCGAUGCCUGCGCCUGCGCCAGGAUCCCGAGGCAUCGGCUGUACACGGUGCAUUCGUCAAGAAGGUCUUGGGCCGAGUCGCCAUCUACAGUGACGCCUACUUUGGAAUCCAAUCCGUCACUUCGAGAGGCCUCGAGGCUGUGGGUGACGUUACCAUGCCCGAGAUCGCUUCCCAGGGCUAUGCAGGCACAGCGCUCAAUCCACCAACCUUUGACAACUUCCUUCUUGUGGCAGAACUCCAUGCCGGCGUUUUGGGCGCCUGUCAAAGCGACAAAAUAUACAUCUGCAACGGCAUUGACGCCAUCAUUCCACAAGCCGGUUGUGGAGACCAAGAAGAAUCGGCGUCGCAAGGACCGUGGACAGUCUACUCAAAAUUGAAUCCGAAAAGUGACGCGACUGUUCUGAGCGACAUAUUUGUGUUCAAUGCACGCCAAAAGACACUCUUCCUAGCAAUCCUGGGUGCAAGCUUCUCUGCGGUUCCUGAGACCUCUUUGAAAAAAGCGCUGGAAGCCAUGAAUGGAAACGAAAAGAAGCUAAUGGGUACUGUGGACGUGUGCUCGUCUUUUGUAGACCCGGAGGCCCUGCCGACUACGCCGAAACCCCGGGCACAAGAAAGGUCAAGCAGCCUGGCUUUCGAAGUGCACGCCACCGUCAAGGCCCUUCUCCAUGAAGUAACUGGAGUCUCAUGUGAAGGCACCGACCAAACGACUUGCCUCAGUGAUCUUGGGGUGGAUUCACUGAGUGCCAUCGAACUUCAAGCGAGGAUCAAAGACACCUUCUCAGCCGAGAUCCCCGUGCGGCAAUACUUCGACCAAGAUAAGAGUUUUGACAGUCUAUGCCAGGAAAUCUGCUCGACAUUACAUCCUCGGCUCGCUGUUGUGUCUCCGGUCCCACAACUCUGCUUGAGCGAAGCUGAGGACUCGUCCGGACCUCCUACAACUCCAGCAAGUGUUGAGACAUUCGACCAAGAGCUGAUUGCUGUCAGGUUGUCGAACCUACUCGCAGAGCACCUAAAUUGUCCGGACGGAAUCUCUCAGGACAUGCCUCUUGGGGAUAUGGGAAUGGACUCACUGGUCGCCAUCCAGCUCAAAUCGGAUAUGGAGAGCAUGUUCGGGAAGAGGCCAAAACUGCUCGAAAUAGACGAAAGGUGCACCUUCUCAGACCUCCUCGACAUUAUUGGCCGUGAAGACACAACAGGGCAGCUGACACGUGGCCUGGCGACCACCACGAUGACCAACUCAAAAGCGAUUGUGUCAGCCCACCGGAACCACUACUCUACCUCCAUCGACUCCAACACGGGCAGCCCCAGUGUUUCUUCAGAACCACACUUCAUCCUACAAGCCUUGGCUGAGUUCGGGCACAUCAAAAAGAACUACGUGCAGUUCGCCCGGCAGACGGGAUGGGCAGGAUUCUUCUCAGACGUGCACCCUGCGCAGGACUCCCUCGCGCUGGCCUACGUUUCCGAAGGCUUCAGCGCUUUGGGUUGUGACCUCCACGCCCUCCCCGCCGGCGCCGUCCUCCCGCCCAUCCCCCAUCUCCCCAAGCACGCCAGGCUCGUUUCCGUAUUGCUCGAUUUCGUUUGCGACGCCGGCCUGGCUAUCCGCUCUGGCGACGGCAGCAGCGGCGGCUCCUCACUGGUCCGCACCGCCGUCCCAGCUCCAUCCGCGACAGCAGCAUCACUGCAAGCCGCCAUCCUCGCGGCGUUCCCACGGUACACCCCGGAGCACUCACUGCUCGCCGUGACUGGCCCCCGUCUCGCGGCGUGUCUGACGGGCGCGGCCGACGCACUACAGCUGCUGUUCGACAGUGCGCAAGCGCGCGCACUGCUCGAGGACGUGUACGUCUCGUCGCCCCUUUUUGCGACGGGCACGGCCAUGCUGCGCGCCUUCCUGCAGCGGGUGCUGCAGAACCGCAAACAACAACAACAGCGAACACAGCAAAGCGAACAGCAGCAGCAGCAGCAGCAGCAGCCUCUCCGCAUCCUCGAGGUAGGCGCCGGGACGGGUGGCACGACGCACGCCCUGCUGGAGGAACUGCUGCUGGCCUCGUCGUCGUCGUCGUCGUCGUCGCCGUCUUCAGGGGAGGAGGAGCCGCCGAGCUUCUGCUACGUCUUCACCGACAUCUCCGCCGCUCUGGUCAGCGCGUCCAAGCGCAGGUUCCAGGCGCGGUACGGCGCGUCGGUGGUGGAGCGGCACAUGGACUUCUCGGUGCUUGACAUCGAGGCCGAGACGCUCCCCGCGCACCUGCUCGCCGCAUGCGACCUCGUCGUCUCCUCCAACUGUAUCCACGCGACGCGCUCGCUGCCGCAUUCGUGCAGAAACUUGUACCGACUGCUGCGUCCCGGAGGGGGGACACUGUGCCUGCUCGAGCUGACGCGACCACUGAGAUGGCUGGACUGCGUCUUCGGCCUGCUCGACGGGUGGUGGCGCUUCGACGAUGCGCGGGACUAUGUACUCGCUAAUGAAGAGCACUGGCGUACGCAGUUGCUGGAAGCUGGGUUCGGGAGGGUCGAGUGGAGCGGGAGCGGGAACUGUAUAGAGGAGAAGGUUUUCAGGUUGAUUUUAGGUGCUAAGAUAUAG